AUGCCGAGGCCAUUGCACAGACCAGAGAUUGAGCUCCCCAUCAUGGUGCCGCGCCAGAAAGCAACACUUCGUUCAGGGGGUCGUCUCAUCCCUACUCCGGCCAGGGCACGCAGCAUCACCACCGCCCGAUCCGAGGCCACAGGCUACACAUGCGAGAUCGAAACUCUCACUACCUUGCUUGAGGAAUCUGUAUCCCAAGGAGACCGACAGGCCACGCACCAUGCAUACGCCAAUGUUCCUGCCUCGCGGGGGUCCUGUGAAGAACGCGGAACCCUCAAGAGCAGCCUCCCUACCGCCCAGGGACCGCGCAACAUCCUGCGCCUGGCACAGUGCGUCGGGACUAGAACCUUUGAUUUGACUGGUGCCCAACUCAGGAUAGGUUGCACACUCGACCAGGUUGCGAGACUCUUGAACCACGAUCAAAACUGGCUAUGGCCCCUGCCGGAUGGUGGGUCCGAGACUCUCCGAACAUGGUGCUCGGACUAUCCGUACUCUAGUUGGCAUACCGUUGCUGGGCACUUCGAGCAGGUUAUUGUCUACACCGAUGGUUCCUUUGAUGGUCGCACUAGUUCCUGGGCCUUCCAUGUCAUAGGCCGCCGGACUGACACAUGGUGCAGCCUGGGAUGGGCAGGAGAUACCGUUCAGACGGACGACACACAAGCCACCUUCCUUGGUGCGGCCUCUCAUGGGGCCCUUAACGGAGAGCUGUCGGCACUAUUUUGGUGCCUCAGCUGGUUGUUGUCUCUGCCUCCAGGAGUUCAGAUCCUCAUUCACUCUGAUUGCACAACAGCCAUAGGACUGUCCGAAGGGUGUGCAGGGCAAUACCGAGGCACCGACAUCAGCUGCCACUGUCGGGCGGUUAUGCAGGCCCUCCAGGCCCGAGGAGAUUGCGACAGAAUUGCGGUCCAGCAUAUGAAGUCCCACGUCGGACAUGCCGGCAACGAGAUUGCCGAUCAACUCGCCAAAGCGUGCUGUCGAGACUCCUCACCGGGCACGGCCUGGGCUUCGCACCCUAUCACACCCUUUCUGCGUCAUCAGUGGCUGCCUUGGUUGUGGCUGUUCGUUGACACGGUCAAGUGUCCACAAGCCUGGCCCACCCAGCUUGCAGACUCGUUUAUUGACCAAAGGGGAAACCCCGCUCCGCUCCCGACAACUCAAGAGUGCGAGAGCAUGCUGGGUUUACACAACUCGCGAAAGCAGGACCCGCAACGAGGUCCUCUGUGUGCUGCCCUGACGGCGGUUCUACUGACAGUAAAUGUUCAGUCACUUCAUCCUGGAGAGGACCCGUCAGAGUCUGACCAUGCCCUCCCCCCCUUUCGUGGCAGAGCGGCCUUGCUUAGGGAACAGUUUGCCGACAGGGGAGUAUGCGUUGCCGCCUUGCAGGAGACGAGAGCUCCUCGCAAUGAAACAAUUCAGUCCCGCACACACCUGAGGUUUUGCAGCGCAUGUGACCAUCAGGGGUCCUACGGCACUGAGAUUUGGUUCUCUAAGGAAAUUCCCUUUGUCAAGCAUUCCUCCGCUGAGGUAUUCUUUCAGGUGGGAGACUUCCUUGUGGUUCACUGGGAUCCGAGGGUCAUCGCUGUCCGAUUUGCACGCGCACGAAUGCGCAUUCUCUUUGUAGCCCUUCACGCGCCAACCAACUCUUCGCCGGAACGCAAUCAGUGGUGGCAGAAUUUCCGCCUAUUGAUUGGAAGGCUGCGCCAAGGGGCGCAAGUUGUACUUAUGGGGGAUUUCAACUUGCACCUGCACCACAGCCAAGAGGGCCGCGUCGGAGACCUCACGUGGCAUACUGCCACACCGCCUCCACAGGCUUUCUGGACACUGCUCGAGGAUUCAGAGUUGUGGAUACCCAGCACAUUCUCCUGCUGCCAUCCGGGGCCGUCAGCGACUUGGCAAUCUCCGGGAGGGACCACGGAGUCAAGACUCGACUAUAUAGCAGUUCCCACAACAUGGCAAGUGGCCACCGGUCACAGCGCUGUACUUCAUGAGCUCGAAUGGGGGCAGGCUAGGAUAGACCAUUUCGCUCUGUGGAUGCGAACCAGUGCCAGCCUCUGCAUGGAGGCACCGCGAACAGGUCGAAGGAUGAGGCUAAACACACAAGCUAUGGGAACUGUUGAGGGGAAGGAGAAGAUAAAGAAGUUGUGCCAGGCAUUGGAGCCACAACCCUGGGCUCUUGACGUCCAUCGACACGCCGCUUACAUCGAAAACCAUUUCCGCCGCACAUUGCCUUUGGCCUUCCCAGCGCAGCGCACGCAGCAGCGUAGAUCAUACUUCCAGCCGGAAACAUGGCAACUGCGAAACCAGCGUGCUUGGUUACGCAAACGUGUUCACUCGGCUUCUCAUUUCGGCAAGCAGUUCUCGAUUAUUUUCGCCCUGCGUUCCUGGAAAUGUUCUUGCCGAUUGUGGCAGCCGUGCCAUAGGUUGUGGAGCAGGUGGCUACGGAGCCUCCGGGAACUGCCAGGGCACUUAACUGCGUUGCGGGCCACCAGCAAACAGUUGAGAGUCCGCAUCAGAGAGGACACCCAGGCCUACAUCCACGAGGUAGCGGUCCAGGCCACUUCGGCGACCACCAAGGAUACGGUGCAGAAACUAAGAGCCCUGACAGGUGGCCCCAAACGAAAGCAACGGGGUCCCUCCCCUUUGCCUUCCAUUGAAGUCUCUCCCGGUCGCUUGGCACUCACACAUCAGGAAUCCAAAGAGAAGUGGAUUUCUCACUUCUCUGCCAUUGAAGAUGGCCAUGUCACAGAUCCUGUUGCUUUUGUCCAUGCGUGUUACCGACGCCAGGAAGAGAAGGAUCUUUCUGGAUAUUCGGUGUCGCCUGAUGAUGUGCCGAAUCUUGUGGAGCUCGAAGCUACGCUUCGGGCGGCAAACACAGAACGAGCGUACGGGCUCGAUGGGAUCCCGGGGGAAGUGCUUCAUUACGGCGCUCCCUUCCUGUCCAAAGUCGCCUACCAGCUUCUGUUGAAAUCGGCCUUUCGCCUUUGUGAGCCCAUACAACACAAGGGGGGGACGUUGUACUUCAUCUGGAAACACAAGGGGCCAAAACAGUCUUGCAACUCAUAUAGGGGUAUCUUAGUUUCGUCGGUCCUUGGAAAAGCCCUCCAUAAGACUGUACGUCGCCGAUGCACCAGUGCCCUAGCUCAGAGUGCAGUGCCGCUCCAAGUGGGGGGACUACCACAGUACCCCGUGACAAUGCCGGCUCACGCCGCACGCCUCUUUCAGUCCGCCUGCCACUCCAGGAAGCUGUCACACUCCUUAUUGUUCCUGGACCUCCAGGAGGCCUUCUACCGAAUCGUACGCCCCCUCAUCACAGGGGAUAGGCCCAGCGACGAGGAGGUUGCGCGACUAUGCUCGGCAGUGCAGCUCCCCCCCAAUACGAUGCAUGAGUUGCAUGCCUUUCUUGGCGGCCCUUCGCUGGCUAAAGAGGCCGGAUCAAGUGAGUGGGCAGAUGGCGCUGUCGCUGAGUCACUACAAGACACAUGGUUCAGAUUGCCUGAUGAGCCGGAAGUUGUUGUGACUAGGACGGGGUCCCGUCCCGGGGAUUCCCUGUCCGACCUUGUCUUUUCGUUCCUUUUCGCAAAGGUUCUGAGGCAGGUUAGGGGCGCCCUGAUUGAUUCAGCACUCCUUGCUCGCAUCCCGUGGAGCCGGGAGAUGCACUGUCGCCUAGAGCCAAUGGAACACCCAACGACUCAGGAGAUUGGCCUGUCUGACUCGACUUGGAUGGAUGAUCUCUCGAUGUUCCUAACCGCCCCAGAUGCACCCUCGCUUGUCCGAGCACUGGAUUUCGGUGCUUCGUCGCUUAUAGAUGCCUGCCUACAGCGUGCCCUGGUCCCCAACCUUGCCAAGGGAAAGACUGAGGCGAUCAUGCAGCUACACGGCAAGGGUGCCAAGGGUACACGUAAACAGAUCUUUGGCGAUGCACAGGGUGAGAUCCCCUUGUCUUGUAGAUUAUGGGAUGGAGCUAGACUUCGUGUAGUGCCGGUUUACAAGCAUCUGGGCGGCUUCCUGCAACACAAUGGGGGUCUUAGGCAUGAGAUCUCCUUUCGAUGCGCACAGGCAUGGGAAGCCUUCAACCGCCGACGCAAAAAAGUCUUCAGAUCAACCCUGGUAUCUGAUACCGAUAAGGCAUUGCUCUUUGACAGUCUGGUGUCCACGGUGCUUUUCCAUGGCGCCGGGACAUGGACUGGAGUCACGUCGGCGCAUAUUGACUCAAUUGAUGCAGUACUACGGCAGAUGGCGUGCCAGAUGCUCACGCCGAGGUACACAUGUGAGGAGGCCUGGCACCUCGGCACGGCCCAGGCAAUUGCUGCGGCACACAUCCCAAGAGCAAGCACUUACUUGCACGUCUCCAGGCUAAGGUACCUGCUUUCCUGCAUUCGCCUUGAUGUACAGGAAAUUUGGGCAUUAGCUCACUGGGAACAAGGCUGGUUAGCGCUUGUCCGAUCUUCCGUCCAAUGGCUUUGGGAACUGUCACGAAAUUCCGGCAAGGAGUUGGAUUUCCCUUCCUCUUGGCAAUGUUGGGUUGCCGAAUGCCGAAGUUCCCCAGGGAAAUGGAAGGCCAGGGUUCGCAGAGCCAUGCAGGCGGCCCUUGACAGAGAAGCCAGGCAAGCUGUGCAGGAGAGGCACAUUUGGUUGCUCACGAAGCAACUCUGCCGUCUUGGCGCUCGAUUCAGACUGCCCCCGUCACGCAGCCGAGGUUGUCAGCAGGUAUGCGCACCUUGCCAGCUUGCCUUUCAGGAUCUACGUGCGUGGUCCGUACAUGCGUUCAAGUGUCACGGACGCAAGGAUGAGGGAAAAGAGUGCAACCAGCGCCUGGAGUUGGCAGCCGCACUGCGCCGAAAGAACACCUUUUCUGCCCCGGAUGGCCACCUUGACGAUGAGAUGUGCAGGCCUUCCGCCGAGGUACUGGAUUGUCUAGCCCAAAUGGACUUCGACGGCAGACUUGCGGCCAUUUCCGAGGAAGAAAUGUGGGACCGCAUUAGAGCCUCACUUUCUUGCGUGUGCCUCCCUGUCCAAAGACUUCGGGUCACUCUUGACGUGUGGGAGUUCGGAGGGGGCAUGCAGACGCUGAGCCAAUCCCAUGGCCUCUUGACUCGGUUAAGACACGCGUUAGAAUGGUUACGGGGAACCGACCUUGUCAGUGUACUUGUUCCCGAUCUGUGCGAAGACCCUGCUCCCUGCCCGACUGUGGGUCACCUCUGUGACGCUGACAUGCUCUUGGUCCGCCUGCCGUGCCCCGAUGCCUGGACAAGGGAUCAUGUACUUGUCGCAGUUGGCUCUCUUCCUGACUCCCGCGUUCUGGAAGCCUAUGGCCGUGCUCCCUUGCUUUACAGCCACGAGGAUUCUCUGAGAGGUUUAGAUUCCGGCGUUCUUCCAGACUUUCUCGAGGAAGUCGAUAGAGGAUGUGGAUUUUAUCUGGACCUUCUUGGACUUAGAAUCCCUCUACCGGCAGACAUCGUCCCUGCGAAGAAGGCAAAUAUCGUUGCCCAAUCGAUUCGCCUUGCCGGUGACAUUUCCCGUCUUGCAGUACGCCUUUGGACUCAGGGCAUCCGUGCCCUCCUAAGGGUUCCGGACUACGGAAACGCGGACAUAGAGGCUCUUCUCCGCAUACCGGGUGUCCACCACAUUAGGCAAGAGGGCUCUGUCGCCAUUUGGGCAGGACAGUCUGACGACUCGGCUGACUUGUUUCACCUUUCUUAA
This is a messenger RNA of Symbiodinium sp. CCMP2456, 5700 nucleotides long. Lineage: Eukaryota; Dinophyceae; Suessiales; Symbiodiniaceae. The record is from the annotation of a GenBank genome assembly.